Molecule: messenger RNA, 2571 nt
Organism: Anopheles maculipalpis
Lineage: Eukaryota; Metazoa; Arthropoda; Insecta; Diptera; Culicidae
Gene: Atx-1
Product: ataxin-1
Exons: 5
Coding region: 1-2571 (856 amino acids)
Biological process (GO): regulation of DNA-templated transcription
Molecular function (GO): protein binding; RNA binding
Source: RefSeq, a predicted model, not a curated record
AUGCUGUCGGCGGUGGAAACGUUAGGUUCCGCUGGUGCGGUGCCAGGCCGUGUGCCGCCGUACUCACGCCACCAUGCUCACCAGCCGCCGCCGCAUCAGCAUCAUCCAGCGCAGCAUCAUCAUGCGUACCAUCCGCUGCACACGAUCCUGUCACCGUCGGCAAUCGGUGGCCAGCUGCAACUGCCACCGUUGCUUGGUGCGCAAUCGUCCCUGGGCCAUGCGAUACCAUCGGUCGGUAACGAGUUUGUUCGGCCGUACCCGAAGCAACGAUAUGAAGAAAACCGUUGUUUCGGCAUACCGUCUGCAUUAACAACGGAGCAACGUCUCAAGUAUGGUGAUCCGCCACCAGCAUCUGCUCCCGGUUCGAACGUACUCAUACACCCACAAACUGGCCCGGUCAAUUUGGCGGUCAGCAGCCAUGGAGGCGGAAGCGGUGGAGGAGGGGACGAGUUUGCCAGCGGUUCACUCACCUACACGCAGUGUCAUCAAACCUCCACCAGCAAUCCAAUCCAGUCGGAUGGAUCGAAGUAUUCGCCCGGUGCCACUAUACAGUCGGCCACUUAUCAGCAAAAGUUGCAACAGGAACAACAACACCAACAAAUGCUCGAGUUUCUUGGAGCACAGCAGCAAACGACCGGCAACCGUAUGGUUUGCUUUCCGACGAUGGGUUCGCUCGAUGUGUUCGGAGGAUACUCGCCACUAAACUACGAUAUGUAUCCGUACAGACGUGUUCAUGGACGUCCAACGUAUAUACCACCACCCAACCAUCGACCACUGGAGCAGCGCUACACCAGUGGUGCGGCCGCAUUUUUGCCACCGAGAGCUCCCCCACCGCCAUCAACGGACACGUCCAGCACUAACAGUCGGCUACCGAAAGCGGCCGCCGCACCAGUUGCCAUCAAGUCUAAAUUGUGGCACAUGCCACUAUCGCCACCAGCACCCCCAACGCCACCAUCGCACCAUACUUCAAGAGACAUCUCGCUGCCAACAUCAUCCUCCUCCACAUCGUCGUCAUCCUCCUCAUCCAACGCACCGAACACUGCCGAGAUGGACACGCUCGUUGCGUCGUACAGAGCGCUCAAAUCAGCUCAGCUGCAGCAUGCCUACCCAAGAAUGUGGGCACCGCCGGAUCCGUUACAGCACCCGCCGACUAAUGCCACAUAUUUGAACGAUCUGCCCAGUAUCGUUGGACCGGAGGAGGACAAAAAUGGCUUACAGUCGUCGUACCCGUUGAUUGCCGCCCACAGUGCACCGAUCAAUCAUAUACCGACCCUGCAGGAUACGUAUAUGGCUUCCGUCCAGCGGCAUCGUCCUAAGUUCGGUUCCAUAUCCGGCACCAGUACGAGCGCCAGCACAUCUUCAUCCACGCCCAGUCACAUGCAGCAGGAGUUUAAGGUUCCUUUAGGUAUGGAAGGUACGCUGAAACAGCAACGUAUCGGUGGAAGUGUGCGUGUCGAACCACCCCAAACAACAGCGGGAUUGCCGUACAACGCACACGGAGCAUUCGAUGGUGGUGCUGGCAGCAGUAGUCGCCGAUGUAGCUACGAAGUAGAAUCACACGACGUGGCGGAUGAUAUUGCUGCCCAUCAACAUAUACUGCAUACGACGGUGUUGAAGCCCAAAAUGUUUCUGCGCGGUUCGAUGAUCUCUUUCCGGAACGGGGUAAAGAAACCUGUCGAGCAGGUACGGCUGGAGGAUUUCUUGCGCACGGCGGCAAUCUCGCCGGACGUGCGCCUUACCGAGGCAUUGACACGCCGUAUCACACCUCGCUACGGUAGCAGCAGUACGGGUGACACAGUCAAGAAGAUACUCGUGCGCUUCACCUACGACCAGCAGCAGCGUCAUGGUGCAAUCGAGACAACGAUGGAUUAUCCAUUCUUCGUCACGAGCAAGGGCUGGACGUCGCACAAUCCGGAAGUUACCUACAACAACUACGGGUUGGAUUGUGCUCCGCUUGAGGUGGGUGACGUGUUUAUCGUGCUAGUGCCGCGUCAUCUCCCACACGAGAGUAUUUCCCUACCAACACAGCUAACUGCUACUAAUACCACCGAGCAGCGAUCCUCAUCGAUCGAUCACUUCGCGAUGCAGCAGAAUCUAAAAGAGGACGAAAAGAAGCUACACAUCGCGAACGCUUUUUCGUUGAAUCCGACCGUUAGCCAAUGUUCGCCCACUGAGGAGAAUGCAUUUCUCCAGCACCACCACCACCACCAUCGACAGCAACAGCACGGUGCAGAAAAGGGGAACCAAACGCCGGAUGAGCAACAGCAGCAACGGCGGCACGAGGAAAAUGGUGGCAGUGCUUCGGUUAGUCCGACGAUCAUCGUCGAAGAUAACAAUCCUAUAACGCCACCGCACCACAGUUGGAUGACGCUAAAGCCAUCCGGUGGGGGCGGAAGCGGCGGUUCUGGCAAGCGUCGCCAGGACGGACAAAGGCGUGCCACUGCCAAGCGCAAGCUUACGGAAACACAAACCCAGGAUGUGUUCCGUCCGGACGAGAGAGCGGAUUGUUCCAGCAUCGAAAACACACGCCGUGCAAUGGGCAGUACUACUGCUACCGAACCGGUGGAAUAA